AUGGCACCCCGAAUACAGAACUCGGUCGUCUCCAACUCUCUCCUCCCUUACCUUUCCACAUCAUCUACCUCAUCCUCCUCCACAUACCUUCCCAGGCUAGCUACCACAUGCCCUUCAUCACAUGAGUCAUGGCGUUCGUGUCGGUCAUUUUCGUCCACGCCGGCCCCUCAAACUACUAGACGUCGCAGAGAGAUGUUUGCGUGGCUCAACACCGACGCAGCUAAGUUGAGAACCCAUACUCCAGGCUCAACAAACUACCUCAUCCGGACCAAUCCCAAACUCAAGGAUUCGCCGGUUGUCGAGAGCAGAGUUUUCCCGGCAAAUCCUGCCUACCGCUCAGAGAGCAUUCUCAGUGAGGAGCUGCGGACGGAGAUCUACAACCGGGUAGUAAUAAAUAAAAAGAGUGUGCGUGCUGUCAGUGUCGAGCUGAAGGUCGACAUGAGGAGAGUCGCUGCUGUAGUCCGGCUGGUCGAGUUAGAAAAGCGGAUGGAGAAACAGGGUAAACCAUUGGCUGUGCCCUACGCUCGUGCAAUUCAUGAAAUGAUUCCCGUAACGCCUCCCGAGCAGGCCCAUGAAGAAAUCAACGACCUCCCCGUCCACCGCCUCACCAACCCUCAAAUCUUCUAUCCCGUCUCUGAGUCCCGCCAAUUCAACCGUGUUGACGCUGGCCGUGUCUUCUCCGCUGCCCCGGCUUUAGAACACAAGCAGCUCGCCAAGGAUGUUGCUAAUCCCUCUGAGGCCAUCAGCCGGGUUACUCAGAACCCCUCGCGUAUCGAGCUCGUCGGCAAGGGCGAUGAGGAGCAUCAGGUCCUCCAGGCAGCGGACGUGCGUAUUCCGCACCCGCACAUGGUCACAAGUACCCGUGACAUAAAUGAGGUGCCUAAUGAGAUUCGCCAACACCCCAAGCUCUACAAGGCUCGCCUCAGGACGCAAGACGCUGCCGAUCAGGAGCGCAAGCGUCUCGCCCAGGAGCGUAAGGAGAAGCAAACGCAGCGUGUGCAGCCCGAGGAUUCUCGCUUCGAGUUCCGUAUCAACGACGUUGUCGUCAGCCAGGAAACCACCGGCAAGGAUGGUCGCAACGCUCGCGCUCCUGGUCGCAGAUACGGUGUCCCCAGCUACGACCGGAAGAAGGGCCAGGUCAAGAUCCCCACCCGUGUGGAGGUCUAA
Messenger RNA from Aspergillus tubingensis, 1167 nucleotides. RefSeq names its product mitochondrial 37S ribosomal protein mS45. The transcript has 2 exons. Bases 1 to 1167 code for a protein of 388 amino acids. Gene Ontology annotation, biological process: mitochondrial translation. Gene Ontology annotation, molecular function: structural constituent of ribosome. Lineage: Eukaryota; Fungi; Ascomycota; Eurotiomycetes; Eurotiales; Aspergillaceae. The record is from RefSeq and is a predicted model, not a curated record. Gene Ontology annotation, cellular component: mitochondrial small ribosomal subunit.